CACACAUAUCCAAAAGUGAAAAAUUAGUGCGUAGAUUUGCCAAUUGCGUUGCAUCUUCAAUUUUUAUCGCUCCUAUCUAUCUAAUCUGCGGACAGAACGAACCGGACAACGGAACAACAAACAACGUGAUCGAAAUAAAAAAAACACUCGCUGUGAAGUGUCAAAAUCUGAGAAAAAAAAUAGAGAAAAAUAUAUAACAAACAAAUUACAAUUGAGCGAGAGCAACAGCAAAAAAAAAAAGAAAACACAAAAAAAAAACAACAAAAUUAAAAAUAUUACAUAAAAUUAUUUGUGGAUUACAAUGAAAAAAAAUUGUGAAUGCAUGUGAAUAAUACCGCAAGUUUCGAUAACAAUACUACGGCAUCGAUACCACCACAACCGCCACAACAGCUGAGUGUGUGUGCGUGUGCGUGUGUGUGUGUGUGUGUGUGAAGCAUCAAUCAAGUGUUUUUGUCCUGCCCUCCGUCUCUGUUUCCGUCUCUCUCUCUCGCUGUGACUUCAACCCUCGAACGUGAGGGGUGCUGAAUAUAUCGAAGAGGAAGAACAAUUGGGCGACCGGGCGUUAUAUUGUACGGCGUAUUCUUGCGGCGACUGACCUGUGGCAAUCGAUUGCUCUACAACAGCAGCAGCAGCAGCGGCAGCAUGGCAUAUCGAGGCAUUAUCGGCACCACUUCCGAUGGCAAGAAUCCCCGUGAAACUGAUAGCGAUUCUUUCGAUGACAUCCUCACCGAACCCAGUGCCGAGGUCAUGGUCCCAGUGUCACGUCGCAACAACACUAAAGGCCUCUCCGUUGACUCCUACGAUGGCCCCGCCCCAACGCCGCAAACAUUGCUGAAGGCGAACCGUUUGGCUUUGACCACAACCACGACGCGUUGCAACUGCGACAUGACCGAUUCACCGGAUGCUGAUAAGCCCGAUGCUGAUAAUGAGCUAACUAAUGAAAUUUCGGCACCUUAUGAAGUACCUCAAUUUCCCAUUGAACAGAUUGAAAAGAAGCUGCAAAUCCAACGGCAUCUCAAUGAGAAGCAAUCGACUGUGCCACGAGUUGUGCCCUAUGCCGGCACCCCGAACUCUGAGAGCAGUCCCGAUUCCGAUGAUCAGAUGUCGACGGAGAAGCGCGAAACCGAUGCGGACAUCAAUUUCCAGCGUGUGUCCGUUUCGGGCGAAGACACGAGCGGUGUGCCCCUGGAGGAUCUGGAGCGUGCCUCGACCCUGUUGAUCGAGGCGCUCAAGUUGCGCUCUCACUACAUGGCCAUGUCGGAUCAAUCGUUUCCCACAACAACGGCCCGAUUCCUGAAGACGGUGCGUCUCAAGGAUCGCUACGAUAACAUGCCGGCUAAAUCGGUUUCAGACAUAAUUCGCAAACAGAGUAUGGCGACCUACAAAGAUCUCCUCAACCAGACGCCAGUGAAGCACACGCAUGCCUGGGACGUUGAGUUCGUACCGGACGAGGACUAUCACAUAAAACCCCUAAAUGGCGUCUUUCACAUCUAUACGGAUAAGGAACAUUCUGGCGAACUCAAGUUCGAGUAUCCGGACAUGAAUCAGUUCGUAAAUGACAUGCAGGUCAUGUGUAAUAUGAUUGCCGAUGGCCCACUGAAAUCAUUUUGCUAUCGUCGACUGUGCUAUUUGUCGUCGAAAUACCAGAUGCAUGUGCUGCUUAACGAACUCCGCGAACUUGCCGCCCAGAAGGCGGUGCCACAUCGCGAUUUUUACAACACCCGAAAGGUGGACACUCACAUCCAUGCGGCGUCGUGCAUGAAUCAGAAGCAUUUGUUGCGUUUCAUUAAGAAGACACUGAAGAACAAUGCCAACGAGGUGGUCACCCAUACGAAUGGUAAACCGAUGACACUCGCUCAGGUGUUCCAAUCGAUGAACUUGACCACAUAUGAUCUAACUGUUGAUAUGUUGGAUGUGCACGCCGAUCGCAAUACGUUCCAUCGUUUUGACAAAUUCAAUUCCAAAUACAAUCCCAUCGGUGAGUCGCGAUUGCGUGAGGUCUUUCUCAAGACGGAUAACUUUUUGAAUGGCAAAUACUUUGCACAAAUUAUAAAGGAAGUGGCCUUUGAUCUGGAGGAGUCAAAGUAUCAGAAUGCUGAGUUGCGUCUCUCGAUCUAUGGCAAAUCACCGGAUGAGUGGAACAAACUGGCCAAAUGGGCCAUCGAUAAUGAUGUCUACAGCACGAACAUACGUUGGCUGAUUCAAAUACCUCGACUGUUCGAUAUCUUCAAGUCAAACAAAAUGAUGACAUCAUUCCAGGAGAUACUCAACAAUAUCUUUCUUCCACUGUUCGAGGCGACAAACAAGCCCAAUGAAAAUCCCAAUUUGCAUCGUUUCUUGCAUUAUGUGAUUGGCUUCGAUUCGGUGGACGAUGAGUCCAAGCCAGAGAAUCCACUGUUUGAUAGCGAUGUGCCACGACCCGAGGAAUGGACCUACGAGGAGAAUCCGCCAUAUGCCUACUAUAUCUACUAUAUGUAUGCCAAUAUGACGGUGCUGAACAAGUUCAGACAGCAACGUGGUCUGAAUACGUUUGUGCUGCGACCGCAUUGCGGUGAGGCUGGACCCGUGCAGCAUUUGGUCUGUGGCUUCCUCAUGGCUGAGAACAUUUCGCAUGGCCUGUUGCUGCGCAAGGUGCCGGUGCUGCAGUAUCUGUACUAUUUGACACAAAUUGGCAUUGCCAUGUCACCGCUGUCGAAUAACUCGCUCUUUCUCAACUAUCAUCGCAAUCCAUUGCCCGAAUAUUUGGCACGUGGUCUAAUUAUCUCGCUAUCUACCGAUGAUCCGCUACAGUUUCACUUCACUAAGGAACCGCUUAUGGAGGAGUACAGCAUUGCGGCCCAGGUGUGGAAGCUCAGCUCCUGCGACAUGUGUGAAUUGGCUCGCAACAGCGUCAUCAUGAGCGGCUUUCCGCAUAACAUCAAACAACAAUGGCUGGGUCCACACUAUUUCGAGGAUGGCAUCUUGGGCAACGAUAUAACACGCACCAAUGUGCCAGAGAUUCGUGUCGCCUAUCGCUAUGAGACCUUGUUGGAUGAGCUCACCAAUAUAUUCAAAGUGAAUCAAAAAUGCCACUUGAAGGAAGCCAAAUAAAGCGUUAGUUUGUCACAGCAAAACAACAACAA
Drosophila albomicans is the source of this 3122-nucleotide messenger RNA. Its product is annotated as AMP deaminase 2. Lineage: Eukaryota; Metazoa; Arthropoda; Insecta; Diptera; Drosophilidae. Gene Ontology annotation, molecular function: AMP deaminase activity. The transcript has 11 exons. Bases 643 to 3090 code for a protein of 815 amino acids. Gene Ontology annotation, cellular component: cytosol. The record is from RefSeq and is a predicted model, not a curated record. Gene Ontology annotation, biological process: AMP metabolic process; IMP salvage.